ACGUCACUAGCUGCAGCGAACGAGAGAUGCUGAGGGUGACAGGGAGAAGGAGAAAGGGACGAUUUUUAAAUACAUACUGAUUAAGCCAGCUGCCAGAUUAAAUAAUAGGAAAAAGGUACUAACCUGACAUAUUGUGGAUAAACCGCGCGCUAUGGGAUUAAUCACAGUGUCACAGUUUUUAAUUAAGACGCACAUCAGGUAUCCUUUUUAACCACACCCGGCUCCUUUUGGAUCAAGAAUUGGAACAACGAAGUGAGCGUCGCGGGGCCCUGAUGCCUGGCCCCGUUCCAGGCUGGUCAUCCUAGGGGAAGCUCUCGGUACAGUCGACGCUGCCAGUAUGAGCGGGGGAGGAGAGCAGGCUGACAUUCUGACCGUGGGCGUUCUGGUUAAGGAGAGAUGGAAAGUGCUCAAGAAGAUCGGGGGCGGCGGAUUCGGGGAGAUCUACGAGACCCUGGACCUGCUGACCCGGGUCAGCGUGGCCCUGAAGGUGGAGUCGGCGCAGCAGCCCAAGCAGGUUCUGAAGAUGGAGGUGGCGGUUCUGAAGAAGCUGCAAGGCAAAGACCACGUGUGUCGUUUUGUGGGGUGCGGCCGCAACGAUCGCUUCAACUACGUGGUGAUGGAGCUGCAGGGGCGGAACCUGGCCGACCUGCGGCGCAGCAUGAGCCGCGGAAUCUUCUCCAUCAGCACCACGCUGCGGCUCGGCCGCCAGAUCCUGGAGGCCAUCGAGAGCAUCCACUCCGUGGGCUUCCUGCACCGAGACAUCAAACCAUCCAACUUUGCCAUGGGCCGUUUCCCCAGUACGUGCCGGACCUGCUACAUGCUGGACUUUGGGCUGGCCCGCCAGUUCACCAACUCCUGCCAGGAAGUGCGGCCGCCGCGGCCUGUGGCUGGGUUCCGUGGGACAGUGCGCUACGCCUCUGUUAACGCGCACAAGAACAAGGAGAUGGGUCGCCAUGACGACCUCUGGUCCCUCUUCUACAUGCUGCUGGAGUUUCUGGUGGGGCAGCUGCCCUGGAGGAAGAUCAAAGACAAGGAGCAGGUGGGGAAACUGAAGGAGCACUACGACCAUCGCCUCAUGCUCAAACACAUGCCGCUCGAGUUCAGCGUCUUCCUCGACCACAUCUGCAGCCUGGACUACUUCACCAAGCCCGAUUAUCAGCUCUUGAGGUCAGUAUUCGAGAACAGCAUGAAGACCUACAACGUGGUGGAGAACGACGCCUACGACUGGGAGAAGACCGGGUCCGACGGAACGCUGACCAUAAACGCCGCGGCGACCACGCCCCAGCACCACACCCGCCUCACCCCGGCCCACAUGGGCAUGGCCAACGCGUCGCUGGUGCCGGGGGACCUGCUGAGGGAGAACACGGACGAUGUGCUGCAGGACGAGCAGCUGAGCGACGGGGAGAACAACUGCCCCCCCGACCGGCUCCCCGGGUCCCCCGUCCUGCCCCAGCGCCCGCAGGAGCCUGACGUGUGGGAGGAGCUGGACCGCAACCGCAACCGCGUCCGGACCGCCGUCUGGAAGGCCGCCACGGAGGAGGAGCACAGUCAGAACCAGGGGAACCAGAGCCCGUACGCGGGGCCCAGCCUGGGCUCGCCGGUGCGGGUGCGGUCCGAGAUCGUGCCGUCCGACCGGGACGCUCCGCUGCUGAGGAAGCUGAGGAACAUCCACAGCUUUGAGCUGGAGAGGAGGCUGACCCUGGAGCCCAAGCCCAGCACCGAGCGCUUCCUGGAGGCCUGCUCAGGGAAGCAGCAGGAUAAAGAGGGCCAGUUGGGCGUGGGCCUGGCCAUGCCCGGCGGCGGGCGUGGCGAUCGGGUGUGGCAGCUGGACGAGGAGCUGCUGUCGGGCGGCGGGUCGCCCAAGCCGGGCUCCCCGGGCUCGCCGGAGCAAGGGGAGGGCGCGGCCAGCAGCGGUUUCGUGGCGCUCAACCUGAGCUCGGGCCGGCAGGACGUGGACUCGCGCGAGUGGGUGCUGGUGGAGCGCGCCCAGGACCUGCAGGACCUCCGGGCCAGCGGGGGCAGCGGCGCGGGCCGCUCGGCCGGGGCCAAGGCCACCAGCAGCCCGUCGGAGGAGGAGCCCGAGAUCCUGCAGCUGGCCGAGGAGCCCAACAGCGGGGAGGCGGGGAUGCCCAGCCCCGCGCGGCCCCAGAGGGACGCGCUCGCCCCCCUCGUGCCCAACGCCGGACCCCCCCGGGUGGAGAGGCUGGAGCUCAGCGUGGGUCCGCCCGGGAGCCUGGCCCCCAUCACCCCCACCAGCCCCGCGGAGGCCCUGGCCGAGGGCGCGCUCACGCAGCUCCCCACCUCUCCUCCGUCCCUGCCUGAGGAGCUGGUGGCCCGGACCUCCAGCCCCCUCCUCCGCUCCCCGAGCCCGCACACGCCCCUGACCACCCUGUCGGACCCCCUGCACCAGCGCCCCCCCGGCCUGCGCCGCAGCCAGUCGGCCGAACCGGGCGCCCCGCCCCGCGCCCGCUCCCCCGGCCAGCGGAAGCUGCCCGCUAUUCCCGCCGGCGCCGCCAACGCCAAGUUCCCCUCUGUCAUACGCAUCACCCGCGCCCAGCUGCAGCAGCUGACAGCGCAGCGCCCGUCCAUGCUCUCCUCCCAGUCUGCCUCAGACAGUGUGCCACAGUGCCUCCUGCUGGAGAAGCGUAACGAAGCGGACGCCCAGCCCCUGGACGACACCGCCGACAUACAGUCUCCGCAGGAGCGCCCCCUGCAGGCCGGCAGCCCCACGGAGCUGCCGGGGGAGGGGCUGCUGAACGGAGCCCCCGUAGAGAAGGCGGUCAGCCCCGUGGCGGCCAGCCCAGUGCCAAGCCUGCAGUCUUCGCCGAAAUCGCCCCGAUCGCCCCGCUCCCCUCGCUCGCCCCGCAGCCCCGUCUUCGCCAACGGCCACCUCUCCCCCCUGGCGGAGGCGUCCGGGGGCGGCAGCCCGCCCCUCCCCGAACUGAAGGACCCCGAGAGCGACUCGGGCUAUCCGGACCGCUCCACCGAGCCCAACCAGCACACCCUGGAGGAGGGGGCGGACCGGACCCCGGCGGAACGCUCCGCCCCCUCCGCCUCGUCCCCGCCCCCCGGCUCGCGCCGGGACCCUGCCCGGCGGCUCAGCCGCAUCCCCGUCCUGGAGCCCGCCCACCUGCUGGACGCCCCGCCCCCGGGCUCGGCCAAAGAGAAGCUCCUCCAGAAGAAGGCCCACCACCACGGGCCCGCGCCCCCCUCCCCGUCCCUCUCCUCCGACAACCGCGCCCCGGCCGCCCCGCUGCCCCGCGACCAGCUGUCCUCCGCCUCCGACCGCUCCCAGGACGACGAGUCCUACCUGGGGUCCCGCUCGGACCGGCAGGGCGACGACGCCCCCUCCCUCUCCUCCUCGUCCAGCCCGCUGUCCCGCAAGAGCAAGAUCCCCCGCCCCGUGGCGCCCGUGCCCGCCCCCGAGCAGCUGGCCACCCAGUUCCUGCCACGCCCACCGCCCGGCAAGCCGCCCAGCCGCCCUGCUGUGGAGGGCAGGCUGCGCCGGUACCGGAUCCGGGCCGGCAGCACCAGCGACGCGGACCUGAUGACCUGCCUGGCCCAGCUGAUGCACGGCGGGUCGGGCGUGUCCCGGGCCCGGGGCUCCGCCCACCUGCGGUCGCCGCAGCACCACGGCGGCGCGCGCAUGCCGCCCAACAGCCCGUCCACGCCGCACCGCAGCUCCAGCGCGUCGCCGCGCAGCUCGCCCUCCCUGCAGCGCUCCGUCAGCUCCUCCCCCUCCCGCCACGAACACAGGGGCGGUGGCGGCUGCUGCCAGGGGCGGAGCCGCUCCCCGCCCAGCUUCUCCGGCUCCCCGCCGCUGCGCCGCGCCUACCCGCAGGAGACCUGCUGCAGCCGGCAGGCCCGCGCCGGCUCCUUCCACACCGCGCGCGGCAAGACCUGCAGCCGCGAGGGCAAGUGCCCCAGCAAGCUGAGCAGAUAGUGCCCCCGCGUCCCCGCGCC
Molecule: messenger RNA, 3963 nt
Organism: Anguilla anguilla (European eel)
Lineage: Eukaryota; Metazoa; Chordata; Actinopteri; Anguilliformes; Anguillidae
Gene: ttbk2a
Product: tau tubulin kinase 2a
Exons: 16
Coding region: 338-3943 (1201 amino acids)
Biological process (GO): signal transduction; peptidyl-serine phosphorylation; cilium assembly
Cellular component (GO): cytoplasm; ciliary basal body; nucleus
Molecular function (GO): ATP binding; protein serine/threonine kinase activity
Source: RefSeq, a predicted model, not a curated record